Messenger RNA from Homalodisca vitripennis (glassy-winged sharpshooter), 2094 nucleotides. Its product is annotated as rac GTPase-activating protein 1-like. Gene Ontology annotation, biological process: signal transduction. The record is from RefSeq and is a predicted model, not a curated record. Lineage: Eukaryota; Metazoa; Arthropoda; Insecta; Hemiptera; Cicadellidae. The transcript is spliced from 13 exons. The coding region runs from base 182 to 1930 and encodes 582 amino acids.
CAUAUUCCAAAAUACAAAUCUUGACCGGUCGGCCGCCAAAAGUCGUUUAAUCUUGCUGUUUAGUGUUUACUAAUUUGUAGUUUGUCUUCUCUGUCUUUGUAUAUAUUAAAAUAUUGUCAUGGUGUAUUGUUUCAAUUUGGAGUAGAUCGUACAUAGGCAGGUUUGUACAAAAAGAAAUACAAUGGAAUCCAAAACCCUGUCACUUCUGGCUAGUUUUGACGAACUCCAAAAAAUCAACAAAAUUACAACUCAGUCUUGCUUGGAAGAAUUUUUGAGUUUUGUCACAUCUCAAGAAGAAUGCCGAUUGAAGUGGUUUGACACAGUCAGAGAAACUCAAAGAUUAAAAAGAUUACUUGAUGAGUCAAAAAAGGAAAAUAUCAAUUUGGACAUGAAGUUGACUACAGCUCGGAAGUUGUUGGAUCAAGAAAAACUUAAAAAGCAAAGAGCAGAGGAAGAAAGAAACAAAAUAGAGUUGCAAUUACAAAUGGUACGUGAUUUGUUAUUUGCUGAUAACAGAAACCUGAUUCAUGAUGAGACCAAGGAGAAACUUAAGUUUCUAAACUCAACCGUCAGAAGCCGCAUAAGCAACGAUUACAAUGAUCGUUUGAGUGCAAUACAAGAGCUUGAUUCCACAGGUUCUAUGCUGUCUGAUUUAAGCUUUUCUCGUUCUGAUGAUGACCUGGAUUUGGAGGCAGUUUUACGAAAGAAGAGAACAUUUAAAAAGCAGCGUCCGUCAACUGAUUUUGAUGAACUGCCAUCAGUCAAACGCAGACGUUCUCAGGUUAUUGAGGUGAACCAAGACGGGGUAGCAGAGCGUAUGGUUGCCACUACCACAGUUACUAUGGAGCAUGACGGCUCUGUAUCAGCACAGUCGCAGAUAGAAACUAUACCAUCUGCCAUGAUCCCCCCACCCACUGCUCCGACACGAUGUGGAUCUCUGGAAUCGGUAGAAUCAGGACUAUCAAUUGAAAAUAACACAGGCUACAACCAAGGAACUCCAAGUAAUCCAGGUGUACUGCCUGUCGGCUCUAACAAGAUUAAUAUGCGCAACCAUUUGUUAGUCACCAAAACUGUGAUUCGCCCUGAAGAUUGUGAUGUUUGUGAAAAGAGGAUAAAGUUUGGCAACUCAAUGAAUCGAUGCCAGAACUGCCGAGCCUCAUGUCAUCCUGGCUGCAAGGACAGCCUUCCCCUACCCUGCAUUGCUCCCGGCAACACACCUAUCUCCAAGAAAAAUAUGGGGGUGAUAGCAGACUAUGUCCCAUCCGUCUCACCAAAGGUGCCAGCUCUGGUCGUGCACUGUAUCAAGGAAAUAGAAGACCGGGGACUUACUGAGACGGGUAUCUAUAGAGUACCUGGCUCUGAUAAGGAAAUUAAAGCUUUAAAGGAGAAGUUCAUGAGAUGCAGAGGAGUACCACGGCUAAUCGAUAUAGACAUCCAUGUGAUCUGUGGCUGCAUGAAAGACUUUCUGCGCAAUCUGAAGGAACCGCUUGUGACUCACGCACUUUGGUGGCAGUUCACACGAGCUGCAGAGGUGCACAAUGUGGAGGAGAGACGAUCAAAGUUGCACCAGGCUAUCUCGCAGCUGCCUCAGCCCAAUCGAGACACUCUUGCUUACGUCAUUCUUCACUUGCUCAAAGUCGCAGAAUCUAAGGAAGCUAACAAAAUGCCUAUUAGCAGUUUAGCUACAGUACUGGGCCCGACCAUAGUUGGAUAUCCAUCUGAAUACAAUAUUACUGAGACAUACUCACAGGCUGCUAAGGCUAAAUUGGUGCUGGAGCAAUUCCUGAACAUGCCAGCGGAUUACUGGUACAAGAUGAUGUCUGGAUGUAGCAAUGUUAUCAGCACUCCACGGAUCACUGAUGUUCUCCAGUCUCAGAGGACCCCUUCCACCAGAAGUUUCAAGAGGCUGUUUGAGACUCCAGAUCACUAAUAUCAUCCAAGCCGUGUUACAUUAUCUCCUAGAGUGUAAUGGCCUUCUACUUAGUGGCAAUGAUGAAGUGAACACUUUUUUCAUGUGCUUUGGUUAAAAUGCAUUUUAGAACAACUUUGUGAUAGCAUAUUGCAUUUUUAAAGAUAAAUAGUGUUUUCUUUGUA